UUUUUGACAGUUGUCAAUAAAAACAUCGUGAGUUGUGGAUUUCGUUUCGUAUCAGUUUAAUUCAUUGAUUUUUCAUGGUUUUCUUUACAGAUAUAGUUUAUUAUUAGAUAAAAAGUGUAUUAGAGAAAACGGUGCGUUUGAUUGGUGAGUUAACUAUUGUAAAAGUCGCUGGGAGCAGGAGUACAUUGUUCAUUUAACAUGGCGCUGUGUAACGACAUGUGCGGGUGAUAACGCUCGUCCUUUGUCGUGUUAGUUUUCUAUUUUGAGUGUAAAACGUUUGUGUUGUUAAUGAUUUAUCAGUCGCGUGUGUUUGUAACGUCGAAGGGCUGUUACAUAACGGAUUUUGGGUCUUGUAUGUAACGUUACGACACAGCUACUGCAAUGGUGAAAACCCGUCGCAGUAAUGGAGAAAAUGGGGAGGUUGACGAUGGGAAUUACGCUAUGAACGACGAGAGCAUCGUGUCUGAAGAGAAGACCCCUAAGACCUCUAACUGGACCCCACGAGAGUUAAGGAGUAGUCAAUAUAAAGUGACCAGAAAGAUACAACACUGGCCUACUAAAUAUAGCCGACGUCUUCGUACCAUUAAGAUGCCUCGGAUCAUGUUCCCCGAAAGUGAUACAGAACCUGAGAAAUAUUCAAGGAGAUCCAGACAAGUGCGAGUGUUCUUCGCCGAUGACAACGAUUCCACCAACAGAAGCGUGAAGAUACGCCGCAGUCGGGCUCCUAGGAAGAACUAUAUGGAGGACAGUGAGGAUAAACCUAUUCAAGAAAAUGUCCGAAGAAGCUGUCGCAAGCGCAAGCUCUUACAUCACAAUUUCAACGAGAGCUGGAUCACGAACGAGCUGAAGGUCAAAGGCUACCCUGACCUGUACGGGUUCCCUGGCUCUAGUUCCUCAGAUGAAUUCUCUUCAGCUGACGAGGCCAGAGUUGCCUCCAAGAAACUUACACGUAGUCACCCCCCAACCAACACCGAUGAAGACACCCAGCUGUCGCGACAGAGAAGAACUUCUGCCAGAUUCAACAACAAAAAGACUAUUGACGCGACAGAAUCAGAUUCAGAGGAGGAGAACAAUCAGACAGUUAUUGAGAAGAAGCCGUCGACGGAGACUAAGAAAGAAGAUGAGAACAUGGACACAGAAGCACCUGCUGCUGACAAAGAGGAUGAGAAAGAAGUAAAGCAGGAAGAGGAACCUGUACAGGGACAGGAUAGUGAGAGUAAUCAAGCUCCAACAAGAAGUAGUAGAAGAAGGCCUGUCAGAAGUAGAACUAAGAAGGUGGAUAGUCAACAGGAAACAGAGUCCUCAUCCUCGGAGUCGGGCAGCGAAUUAACACUAAGCCGUCAGCCGCGUCGCUCCAAGCGCACGCGCAAACCUAAACCUGCCUUCAUGCAGAUUGCACAGGAUGAGACGCGGUCUAGAGCAAAAACGUUCACAAUUAGAAAGAAGCCAUACUGCCUUAGAGAGAGGAAACCGAAAAUAUUGCGUAGAAAGACAAUCAGAUCACAAUCGCCGUCCAGUACGACCAGUAGCAGUAGUACUUCUAGUUCGGAUACGGAAGAAGAUCUUAAUGUUUCUAUGAAAAAUAAGACUAAGGGCAGUUUAUUUUCCAGACAAAAGUCAAAGUCUACAGAUGACAAGAAGACAGACCGGGCACUAAGAGACAUACAGCCAGUCGAAGUGGAUGGCAGUGUCAGAUUUACUUCUGUGGGAGGUCUAGAAGAGCACAUUAAAUGUCUUAGAGAGAUGGUACUCUUCCCUCUAAUGUACCCGGAUCUCUUCCAAAAGUUCAAGACGAGGCCAGCCAAAGGCGUCUUGUUCCACGGCCCGCCCGGUACUGGUAAAACGUUACUAGCAAGAGCUUUAGCCAACGAGUGUACACUGGUCGGUGGAAGGAAAGUCGCUUUCUUCAUGAGAAAAGGAGCUGAUUGUUUGAAGAAAUGGGUCGGAGAGAGCGAGCGGCAUUUGAAAUUGCUGUUUCAACAGGCGAACAAAAUGAAACCGUCAAUAAUAUUCUUCGACGAGAUCGAUGCGCUGGCGCCGGUACGUAGCGUGCGACAGGAACAAGUACACACUAGUGUCGUCGGCACGCUACUGGCUGAGAUGGACGGCUUGUGUGAUCGGGGUGAAGUAGUAAUAAUCGGUGCGACGAAUCGUUUAGACGCGGUAGACCCUGCGUUACGUCGCGCGGGUCGAUUCGACCGAGAGCUUCACUUCCCGCCGCCGCACGCCGCCGCUAGACGGGACAUAUUGGAGAUAUACACUAAGGAAUGGACACCCAGACCUAGUGAAGAGACUUUAGAUUAUCUGGCUGAAGUCACUGGGGGUUAUGGAGGUUCGGAUCUGAAGGCGUUAUGUUCGGAGGCAGUGUUGAAGGCGCUGCGUCGAGUGUACCCGCAGGUGUACGAGAGUGAACACGCCCUCGUUAUUGAUGCUAAGAAUGUGGAGGUGACCCGCGCGGACCUGGUAUCAGCGAUGCAGGGUCUGGUGGCGGCGGGCGCCCGCAGCGGGCCGCAGUCGGCGCGCCGCCUGCCCGCGCCCGCCCAGUCGCUGCUGCAGCCGCAGGUACACGCCGCCACACUGCUACUGCAGCAUUGCUUCCCGCUGGCCCAAGGCGAGGAUAAUAGGAUAACCGACCCCGUUCUAUCACAAAGCGUGCUCCUAAUAACGGGCGAGUGCGCAGAGACCCACAUAGCUCCCGCACUACUCGCCCAGCUAGAGCAUUGCACUGUGAAGGAACUCAGCAUGUCCACCUUACACUCCGCUCUCACCUUCACGCAAGAACAGGCUGUAAUAUCAGUAUUCUCGGAGUGUCGUCGCGCGGACCGUGGCUGCGUGCUGUACAUCCGCGACGUGUCCGUGCUGGCGGCGGUAGGCCUGUGUGCCCUGCUGAGGCAGCUGUGUCGCGCCCGCGCCGCCGGGGACCGGACCUUGGUACUGGCCACCGCGCAGGUCGCGCAUCAUGAACUGCCGCAGGAGUUACAAGAGCUGUUCCCGGUGUACAAGGACUGCGUAUACAGGGUGCGUGAGCCCAGUGCUGCUGAAGUCAUUAGCUUCCUGAAGCCAAUACUGGCUGAUGCACUGCUAGACCCACCGCCCAUUGAGAGCAACGAGCCUCCUCCUCCAUUACCGAGAGCGCCCCCACCGCCACCACCGCGCGAGUCGGCGGAAGAGAUGACGCGACGCAAGCGCAAGGAAGACUACAAGCUGCGCGAGCUCAGGAUAUUCCUGCGGGACAUCUGCAGGAAGCUGGCGUCAAACCGGCGGUUCUACAAGUUCACCAAACCUGUGGACUUGGAAGAGGUAACCGACUACCUAGACAUAAUAAAGCAGCCGAUGGACUUGGAGACUAUGAUGACCAAAGUCGACAUGCACAAGUAUAACUGCGCCAAAGAGUUCCUAGACGACAUCGACCUUAUAUGCGCAAACGCACUCGAGUAUAACCCGGACAGUGCUAGAGGGAUGUAUAGAACGUCAUCAGACAAACAGAUACGUCACGAAGCGUGCUCGUUGCGCGACCAUGCGCACGCGCUUAUCGACGUCGAGAUGGACAGUGACUUCGAACUGGAGUGCCAGGAGAUUGCCAAGAGGAGGCACGAGGAGGGCAUGGCGGAUAACGAUCUACCUGACUUCAUUUGUACAGCUUCUAAUUUACAUCACUUCGACUCAAUAGUGAGCGAUAAGUCGCGAACGCCUCAGAAUGGCGACAAAAGUGAUCCGCAUUCGGUGAAACGCAAGCGUAGACGUAUGAACGCGUGGUCCAAGGGACUGGUUGUGAAACGACAGAAGACUUCAAAGAACUUCAAAGACUCAAGUAUGGCGAUAACAGACGAAGAAUCUAAAGAGAACAAGCCGAUCACAUCGACUCCGCUCCCCAACGGCGAAGUGAGUACAUCGUCGGGCAGCGACGACGACGCGCCACUGCGCCGGCCGCAGGACAACGAUACCCUAUUCAAUAUAUCUGCGCAGACCGUCGUACAUAACCAUGUGUUGGAAAGUCCUACGAAGUCGACAGAAAAGACACCCUCAAAGACAUCACCAAAGAAGAGAAAUUCAGGCCACGAAAAUACGAGUGCAGAAACGGAGAAAGUACUGAUAAACAAGACUGAGUUAGAUAACGUUGUAUAUAAGAACGCGAAGUCACUUCGGACGAUCGGGCUUGAAGCGCUACUGGACUUGCACGCACAAAUGUCGCAAGCAGUCUCAACUUACGCCAGUAAACUCGACCGGACUAAACUGCCACAGGAUCUUAAUACAAUCGUCACGAGGUACUUGCAGUACGCGAAGAAAUGAACAGUAUAAGUUAUGUUUGAAGUUUCGAACUCAUAAGGUAAGCCUGGUUAUAUGUACAAAUGGGUAGUUCUAGUAUAUUGUUUGGCCUAGCGCGAGUUUGUUUUACGUUGACGCGAUCGUUGCGUUGUAACGUUCGGCGCUCUCAUUGGCCAGCACCAAUUAAUCAACCAAUCAGACGGCUAAACGGUAACGUUUCGGUCGCGUUGACGUAAAACAAACUGGCACUAGACCCUCCGAUUGUAAGAGGAUGUUUGGCUAAGAAACUCUUGUAGUUUGGGUUUAUUUUUCUUUGUUGUAAGUGAUUUGAGGAUGUUUGCUAAGGUCGCGAAAGAAUAGAUCAAAUCGAGUUCUCGUAAUUACGUAUUAUUAAUGUUAAAUGAACAAUCUAAUGUACGAAGCGAUGGCUUAAAAGGAGCGUAUUACAAAGUUAUUAAUGUUAAAACAAGGUUGUUUUACAGCAUCGAAUGUAAUCGAUUUCGUUAUUUAAUCGAUGCUUUAAAACGGUAUCGAGUUAAUCGAUAUUGUUUGUCUAAUCGGUUUACCAUUAGUAUUAACUGCCAUCAGUAUAGGUAGUAGAUGAAAGUUUGGAAUAUAACAUUCCAUAAUUUAUAUCAAAUCGAUCAUAUCUUAAGCGCCUUGUCCAAAGUUGUUUAAAAUGUAUGACAUAUGUAUGAAAUAUGUUUAGAAUGUUAGUUAAUGAAAAUUGAUUUUUUCUGAACAUGCGCAAGCGCAGCGUUACGCAAUAAUGACUAAGACGAUGUGUGUAAGUCUUAGUUGGUACCUAUGCCAUGUUUGUUUGGCCUAUUAAAAGACAUUUUUGAAAGAUUGUUAUAAUAUAAAAUUCUACUUUUAAACUAACAUGAAUCAUAAGGAUUUCGUUUCAAAACAAUCUACCUCAUCUAUAAAACAACGAGCGCAGAACAUUUUAAAGUUAUUUUUCUGACGGACAAGGCGCUUAUAAGCUGGCACUUCGGCGGAUGCCCAUAAUAAGAAUUUUGAAACUUAUGUAAACGACAUAAAGUUUAAAGUGUUGUGAUGUACGUUCGCCAAAGUUAGCUGGCUUUAAAGUGGAAUGUAGACAAACUAUUAGACUACAAUUUGCUUUAGACAUACACCUCAUUUAGUGACUAGGGAUAAGGGUAUUUUGCAAUUGGGGCAAUAGGGAUGAUGACGGGGUAUGAAAAUUAAAAAUCUAAUUAGUCAGUUAGGUAAUGAAAAAAUAUUAGACACGUAUUUUUUUAUUUUGUCAUAUAAGAUAACAAUACUUAGAUAACACGAAUCAAAGUUUAGGAGUGGGAGCUAACUACGUCACUAUAGAGUAUAAAACUAUAAAACGUGCUCUAAAGUGACGUCACGCGAUAUUUCAAAUCGAUAUAUCUUUGAAAGUAUUUGUUUCCGUAAGAAAAUAAAAAAUACGUGUCUAAUAUUUUAAAAUAAUCUACAAGACGGACAUUAAAAUAAAAAUUAGUCAUCUACCCUAUUGGGGAACUUUAAUUAUUUUGGGUUAAAUUUUCAAUAAAGCUUUCAAAAAGCAAGAGUAAUAAUUUUAAUAACAAAGCAAUAAACAAUAUUUAUUUGCUAAAAAUACUAUUAAUAUAUUCUAUAAUUUUAAACGAUGUCUACAUAAAUACGAAAGAAAAAGGCUAAACAUUUAUUCACUGAUUCGUAGGCGAACGUAUGUAUUCGAAAGGUCUAUAAUCUAAUAGAUUGUCUACAUUCUACUAAAACAUUAAGAAAGACGAACGAGUUGUGGUCCCUUAAUGGACGUAUACCGAUCACUGCCUACUAGGCUUUGCGAAUAGUUAUUAAAACGAAUAAGUAUGUGUGGAGGUCUAUACAAAGUUAACAAACGAUAAUCGACUUUAACGUCUUUAGAAUACAGUUGAUAUUUUGUUGACAUUGAUGUGAUUGUUAGGUAUGCUGUUUUCGACUGUAUUAUAAGGAUGUUAAAGUUGGUUUUGGUUUGUCAAGACUGUAUUGGCUGAAUAGUCGAAUAUUAACCAUUCCUAAUGAGCCAAAUUGUGUGAGAUUACCAAUAUUUAAUGUUUCAUUGUAAUGCUAUUGGUUUUAUUUCUAAUAUUCUGUGGGAAGUAUUAGAUUUGUAUUUAAAUUACUGAAUAGAAAUAGCAAUUUUGCGCUAAACGAGUAAUGAAAGCCUCAUAGAACACUAAUAGUAAGAAUUGGUUUAAUAAAAACACUUUCGGUGGGAAAUUUUGGAUCAAAUGUUUCAUAUAAUUUAAGAUGGUAUAUUAUGUUUACGAGAAUAAGGACCAGAAAUACAGAUCGAAAAAUUCAAUAAAAAUACAACAAUUUAUAAUAAUGCACACUAAGUCACAAGUAUUAUAUUAGCUCAAUAAUAAAAAUAUCAAUCUGAAUGAAUACACCGAUGACAAGGCCGCGCACGUAAGGUCGGGACUACGAACAUAAAAUAAUUAUUGUCUUGUUAAAGAUUUUACGAGCGAACUUGUAAUUUAUUGCAUUACAGUACACAGUAAUUACACAGAGGUUUUAUGUCUUAAUAAUAAGACUAUUGAUUCACUUAGUUGAUAUUUUUACUUCAUAUUUAUGUUGCUUAGCUCUUAGAAAUAUUAUACAAGUCAAUCGCUCAUAUAUUUAACAGAUAUGUGACUUAAAAUUAGUUGAAACUUUUCUCAGGUAAAUAGACAUGAGUAAGCCGUUAUUUUAAUUUAAUAUGUCCCGGUAACCCCCUAGGCAGUCCGCAGUUUCGGGUCGGUAUUAGCCCUACUGGGCCCCAUCUAAGCUGGUCUGAUAGCUCUUUGAGGCGCGCGCGGAGCCUUUGUUACUUGAUGGGGCAUCCACUAUACGGUAAAUAAUGUUGGUAAAAAUAAUAUAUUAAUUGAUCGUAGUUCCACAAUAGCCAAUAGCAUUGCAAUGAAUCCUAGCUUAGGUUUAAAACUACAAGUAAAGCCCGCUGGUCUGUGAUAUGUACAGAAGGUUUAUAUUUCUAUGUAUAUACGUAUCUCUCUCUCUGCUAGGCGCUUGCUUUGUACAGCGUGUUUCUAUUUGAUUGGUCGACGAACAAAAUGUAUUACUAAUAUCAUAGCAAUUAUAAUAUUGUUUGAAUGCUCUUAAUGAAGGUUUUAGUAAGGUUAUAUUGAUUGAGCCACUGUUAAGAGAAUGAUGAUGAAUAAAAUAUGAUUGAGAUUGAACACAGUUCCUGACUACAGAAAUAAUCAAAUACUUAACUUUUACCUAUGGACUUGAAUGUGAAUUUAUAAUUACUGCAAUUAUGUAGUGACCAUUUGUAAUGUUUGGUACGAGUUCAAUGAUAAUGGAGAUUAAAUAUUUCCAUGUGAUAAUUUAUUUUUCUAACUAAACGGCCAAUCAAAUGGAUCAAACUUAUAUUCUCUUAUUACGAUAAAAUAAUAACAAAACAAAUAUAAAAAUAGCGUGUUAAUAUACAAACAAAAUUAUAAACAAUUUGGCUUUUUAGGUGUGAACAAAAAUCUUAUUAAUUAAUUAUUAUAGAGCACUGAUUUGCGAUUUUGAUUUUAAAUAAAAUUUACCAAAUAAGCUGAGUUAAUCUUGCUUAAUUUAGAAUAAGGUUGUACUAACAUUAACGUAAUUAUAAAAAAAUAUAUCUAAUUAAUGUUCAAUUUGAUUUUUUACGUUUAAAUUAUUUUUUGUUUCUGUGAAGUUUGAAUUGUAUCCUCCCCCUAAACAUGGGGGACUUAAAAGUGGUGAAAGGUGGGUGUUGCAUUGUCUAUGCGCACCUCUAUCCACUGUGGAGGUGGGAAGGCGUGACGUAAUGUGUAGUAGAGAUGUGUCCAUCCGAAUUUAUGAAAAAAAAAAUUGAAUGUUUAGCGUGUCUUUGGAAUUAUAAAUGUUUAAAUAGCGAAUGUUUAAGAUGUGAAAUGUUAAUGUUAUUCGUGUGUUCGAUGGCCAUUUUAAAUAGUCAUUUAAUUGAUGUGUUUCGCGGAAACGUAAUGUUAGGAAAAUUAAUAAUUUGGAGUAUACACUUCUUUAUAUAAGUAACCACUAUUAUAUGAUAUUUAAUGGUAACUUAUAUAGGAGUGGUAUUGGUCCAGUACAUCUAUGUCCUUGUAGAAUAGAUUAAAGUAAAAAUUGCUGUAAAGAACUUAAAAAUAAAUAUGACAUUGUAUGUCCAUGGGAUGUUUUUGACAUAAACCUCAAAGUGAUCUCUAAAAUAUAAAUUAUUGCUAUUUAGUAUAUACUAAUGAGCAUAUUAACUUUUCUUUGCCAUCUAUAAAGCUCUAACGGCAAAAUAAAUGUCAAAGACUAUAUCAUUGACACACAAUUUGAUACUCUUUAGUCGGUCAGUUAAGGCCUAAGUUAUUUUUACUUCUUGUGUUCUAAUUUAAGGCCGUAGAUGUGUAAAUUGUAAGGAUUACGUGUGUAAUUGUCAUAAACAUUAUCUAAUUAAACAAGGACAAUCGUAUUGUCGAAUAAAGUAAAUGUGUAGUGAAUAAUGGUAGGUUUUAAUGAUUAUGAACCUUAUUACAGAAAUGAUAAGGUUGGUUUCUCUUCCACAACAAGGUCGCUGAAUAAUAUCAACCUUAAGUCAGUCUUUGGUAAGGUUCAAAAUUGACUGCCAGAAAGACAGGGAAAUACUACAGAAUCUUAUUCCAAAAUAAGAUUAUAUACGUGUUGUGAAUGGUCUGAUUUGAACUAAGAUCGAAUCGAGUAAGUGCAUGUGAAAUUUACCUUUAUUUACAUUUUCCUUAAGAGCUCUAAUUGCAGUUAUAAUUUAAGAAUUGUUUUAAAUGUGACUAUUGUUAGAGUAUUUGCAUUAAUAAAAAUCUCCUUACUUAUAAGAUUGACGAUUUAAAUGUUUAGCGAAUAGAUUUUUAUAAAAUAAGAAACUAUUGGUCCAGUAACUUAGACGAAACGAAGUAUUAUUUAUAGUAAACAUUAUUUUUCGCUAGUAAGGCAGACAAUCUUGCCAAACCUGAGCGGACGAUUGCUUAAAAUAAGCAAAUAGUCUAAAGGUAAAGAGACUAAAAGCUACACUAGCGCCGCCAAUAACUCGCCUCUCAUAACAUUCAAAAUCUCAUGCCAUAUUUCUAUCAUAGCUAUAAGUAAGGAGCAAGCAUUAAUAUUGGUUUAUUAGUACUUAAAAUUAUUCAAAUAAUAUAACUUAAACAAUUCUCUAAUGUGUAUCUGUAUAUAAUAAUGAUAAAAUAAUAAUAUUUAUGGAAUAAUAAUAAUAAUUGAUACAAAAACCGUGUGAUAUUGAAGGAAUCAAUAAAUAUGUUCAAGAAAAUAGUUACCUCAAACUCUUUCUGUACCCCAAAUUAUUUUUUGAGGUUAAAACGGCGUAAGUCCAAUAUGACGUGGUAAGCGUUGAUUUGUAAUUUGAUACUUUAACGCCUUGCAAUAAAGUCGUUAGGCACGGUAGCAAAUUUUAUUUGAACAUUUUGUUUUAAAAUUAAACCUUUACACCACCUAUUACAAGUCUUAUGCCGUUUUAAUCUCAAAGGGCUAUAUUCAGGAAUCAUUCUGCCAGAAGAAGCAUUCUGAUUGGCUAUUCAUUGUUGAUCUACCAAUCAAAAGUCUCUGUUUUUUCUAGGACUGGAUAAUUGCUGAAUAAAGUCUGAUAGAAGUCGUGUGCAAUUUUUUUACUUAUCGAAAUAGAUUAUAAAGUAUUGACUACGUAUGUAAACGAUUAAGUGAGUGUUUUUUAAUCUGUGACCUAAAAUAUUAUGUGUUACCACAGGAAAAAUAAAUUAGUGUUACCAGCCAUAGAAAACUGAAUAUUGUCAAAAUUAUUGUUUUUUUACUUAUAUGACAAUGUUUUAUUAAAAAUGACCAAAUGAAUGCCAUUAUACAAAUAUACCUUUGUCUCAAUGAUAAAAAUUCUUGAAUAGAUCAAAAUAUAUUUUGCCUUAAACUGGUGGGUCGCAGAUUAAAAAACAUUAAAAUAAUUCAAUAGAUAGACAUUUCGAAAAGAAAAUAAUAAAAUUGUAAGACAGAAUAUUAUAAUACUAAAUAAAAUAUUGUAAUAAAAUGAAUAAAACUGCUUGCAUUUGCUCAACGAGUAUGUACGGUAUGUGUAAGCGCUCACAGUAACCACCGUUCGACUAGUAUAUAAUUUUGUAUUUAUAAAUCAUAUUUAAUGAAACUGAAAAUAAAAGGGUAUGAUUUCAUGUGAUAUCGAA
Spodoptera frugiperda (fall armyworm) is the source of this 10430-nucleotide messenger RNA. RefSeq names its product ATPase family AAA domain-containing protein 2. Gene Ontology annotation, cellular component: nucleus. The transcript is spliced from 28 exons. Gene Ontology annotation, biological process: positive regulation of transcription by RNA polymerase II. NCBI's taxonomy places the organism in Eukaryota, Metazoa, Arthropoda, Insecta, Lepidoptera, Noctuidae. Bases 382 to 4290 code for a protein of 1302 amino acids. The record is from RefSeq and is a predicted model, not a curated record. Gene Ontology annotation, molecular function: ATP binding; ATP hydrolysis activity; chromatin binding.